This is a messenger RNA of Vombatus ursinus (common wombat), 936 nucleotides long. Its product is annotated as olfactory receptor 2D2-like. Gene Ontology annotation, molecular function: olfactory receptor activity; G protein-coupled receptor activity. Gene Ontology annotation, cellular component: membrane. The transcript has a single exon. Lineage: Eukaryota; Metazoa; Chordata; Mammalia; Diprotodontia; Vombatidae. Gene Ontology annotation, biological process: G protein-coupled receptor signaling pathway. The coding region runs from base 1 to 936 and encodes 311 amino acids. The record is from RefSeq and is a predicted model, not a curated record.
AUGAACCAGACCAACAAAAUCUGGGUGACAGAAUUUCUCCUCCUGGGACUUUCUGAUGACCCUCAGACUCAGCUAUUACUCUUUGUAUUAUUCAUGGGGGUUUACUUGGUUACUGUGCUUGGAAACCUGCUCCUUAUCUCUCUAGUUCUGAUUGACUCACAGCUCCAUACACCCAUGUACUUUUUUCUGUGCAACUUGUCUCUUGCUGAUCUAUUUUUUUCCACCAAUAUUGUCCCACAAGCCCUAGUCCAUAUGCUAUCUAAGAGGAAGGUCAUUUCCUUUAUGGGCUGUACAGCUCAGCUUCUUCUUUUUCUCAUCUUUGGAUGUACACAGUGUGCACUGUUAUCUGUGAUGUCCUAUGACCGGUACUUGGCAAUCUGUGACCCCAUGCACUACCCUCUCAUCAUGACAUGGAAAAUGUGUAGCCAUUUGGCUUUGGCAUGCUGGGUCAGUGGCAUUCUGGUGUCUUUAGUGGACACAACAUUCACAUUACAACUGCCCUAUCAAGGAGACAAUAAGAUUGCUCAUUUCUUUUGUGAGGCACCUGCCCUUCUGGUUUUGGCAUCUGCAGAUAUUCAUAAAGCAGAGACAGCCAUUUUCCUCAUGGGAGUGGUAAUUCUUCUUGCACCUUUGUCCUUGAUCCUAAUCUCUUAUGGCUCUAUAAUAGUGGCUGUGGUUAGAAUGAAGACAACCUCAGGGAGACUCAAGGUAUUUUCUACCUGUGGUACCCAUCUUCUUGUGGUCAUCCUUUUUUAUGGGUCAGCAAUUAUCAGCUACAUGACCCCCAAGUCUUCCAAAGAACAGGGAAAGCUGGUGUCUGUGUUCUAUGCUGUGAUAAACCCUAUGCUUAACCCUCUUAUCUACAGCCUGAGGAACAAGGAUGUGAAGAGAGCAUUCAGGAAUACAACCAAUGGAGUAAAACCCCUCAGGCCAUGA